Messenger RNA from Colletotrichum paranaense, 630 nucleotides. RefSeq lists its product as uncharacterized. The transcript is spliced from 2 exons. The record is from RefSeq and is a predicted model, not a curated record. The annotation marks the transcript as partial. Lineage: Eukaryota; Fungi; Ascomycota; Sordariomycetes; Glomerellales; Glomerellaceae.
GUGCCCAUCUGGCUAAGGCAGCGCACUAGCCCUUCCGUUAUCAUCCCAUUCUUCUUACUAUUUGGCCAUCCUCUUCGCCACCUCGGCUCACCUCCUGUCGUGGUUCCUGCAUAUCUCCUCUCUCGCCCCAACAACAAGUCAGCCAGCCACCACCAGCUUGGAUCUGCUGUUCUGCGGCCUGCCCAGCCUUUUGCUUUUCUUGCAGGUGGCACCCAAUUUGUUCUCAGCGCAUCGCUUCGCCUGCAGCUCCAAGCCGUCCUCUUCGCCUUCAUCGUUGUUUGGUCUGCCACCUACCUGCAGUUGCAGUGUGUUUGGCCAUUAAUACAGCACUUUGUAGGGUCCUCGACUUCAGACGAUCGCCGAUCCCUCCACCGCAACGGGGAUGCCGUGUCUUUUGGGCUCUCUUCGCCUACCGCAUGCCUGCAGUUCCCCGCACUAGCUUCGAGAUCAGCAAAAAGAUUGUGCUCUGUCACAAGCACCUUUACCAGUAAUUCAACCUUGUCGGUCCAGACCACCACCACGAACCACCGAUACCACCACCAACGAUAUUGCUCCGAGCGAGACAUUGCCAACCGAACCACUUGCUUUGCUUUAACCCCCCAAACGAGACGUGCAGCCGCACCGCAUUAA